AAUGCCUGCUCAGCAGUGCCCCACCCACUUGAAGGUCUAGCAAGUUUACAAGUGUCCAGUCUAUAUUCUCCAAAGGAUCUCUCCAACAUAAUCAACUGUCAAUCAUAUCAAGCAAUACAAUCGUAUUUGUAAGGGUAUCCUUCACACUGUGCAUACCAUGUCCUCUGACGACAAUGAUCUGAGACGUCAGCUCAAGCAGUAUGGUGUUGAGGUUGGCCCAAUCACUGACUCCACUCGCGAUCUCUACAAACGAAUGCUCCAGAAAAAGCUCAAAGUCCCGGGCAAAAUGAGCAGGCCUGCUCCUAGUCGAGUUGUACAGAAAACCGUGCAAAUUGCAAGUAAUCGAAAUAACGCUGGUAUUCCAAGUAGGAACGUUGGUAAUGUGAAUUCCCCAACUGGCAGAAAUGUAGUUGCAUCUUUGAGCUCACCAAACAAGCCACUAAACACACCUAGAGAUCGUGGGAACUUGUCAGGAGUUUCCUCUAGAGGAGCUGUUAGUGGUUUGCAGCAUGGAUACAAGAGACCUGCCCCCAAUGACUACGAGGCUGAGCCUAAGAGGCCAAGAUUGAAUGUCUAUAAUAGUGGAACAGAUUCUGAGGAAGAUAGGGAGAUAUCUGCACACCCAGUUGCCUCGUCGAGCCCAAAAUAUCAAAGACUUUAUCCAACACUGCCAGAUGAUAUUGACGGAGAGGAGAGUGCUAUACCAGAACAACGGUUUCAAAUCGGCAAGCGAUUGUCAUCUGUCAGUUGGCAGAAAGAGCGGCCCUCACUGUUACACACUCCACCUCCUAAACAGCCUUCUAGUAAUGUCAGUCUGUCACCACCGUCUCCUUCAGCAUCAUUGGGUAGGCGUGAGGGUGGAGGGCUAGUGUCUGCUUUUACCGGAUUCAUUGGAGCAGGAGUGAGAAAUUUGGUCAAACAAAUCGCUUCCCCACGCCAACCCAUCAGGUCAAGUAGAAUGAUCCCUAUUGGAAGCCCGAAAAACCCUCGACCUGUUUUGAAUGUUUCUGGAAGUAGUUCAAAUAUUGGAGCCAGUUCAAGUCGAGACUCGAUAUCGAUCGGUGAAGUUAAUGCACUCGACUUGUCUCUACCGGAGAGUCCACCUCUUGCGCCUGAACCUCCCGACGACAGUAUAGCUCAACAGGAAACCACUGGGUAUGACUGGGAAUUGCAACCUAGCGAUGUUGAGAUUUGCAAGAAGGCCAAUGGAUCUCUGUGGAGGCUUGGAAAGGGUGGUUUUGGCGAAGUGUUCAAGGGACUCAAAGAUUCCGUAGAUGAAGUUGCGGUAAAGGUCAUCCGUAUACAGACCUCAUCUGUUGCAAUUGAACUGUUCAAACGAGAGAUUGACAUUAUCAGCAAGCUUCGACACCGGCACAUACUUCAGUUCUAUGGUGCCUGCAUUCAACCCAACUGUCUAUACAUGGUCACAGAGCUCAUGCAGUCGGAUCUGUUCUCCAAUCUAAGGCGUGACAUCAGAUACAUGUGGACUGGUAUUUACGGCAAAGAAGUUCUCCUUGGAGUGGCCUCUGGACUUCAUUACCUUCACUCCCGCAAGCCCCCUAUCGUUCACCGUGACAUUAAGAGCCCAAACAUCUUACUCAUGGAUGGCAUUGCCAAAAUUGCCGAUGUUGGAAUUGCUCGAAGUAAAUCCGAUUCAGAUAUGACGGCCCAGAAAGGCUACACUAUAGCCUGGGCAGCACCUGAGGUGGUGUAUCGAAGAAGAGCUACCGAGAAAAUCGAUAUCUGGAGCUUUGGAGUGAUCAUAUGGGAGGUUGUGAGUGCAAAGCUCCCUCGAGUCGGCCAUCUUGUUUUACCCUCUCAAGCCCCCCCUCCCUUGCGAGCACUGUACACUAUGUGUGUAGAUGAGGAUCCCAACAAGAGGCCCAGUGCUGAACAAAUCAUCAAGAAACUCAAGGCUAUCAAAUGAACCAGACAAUUAUGUCAUUUCUCUAUAUCAUUUGUAAUGUACAUGUUCUUUAUUUUAGUGACACUUGCCAUGCAUUUCAUUGUACAUAAAAUAAAAGUAUGUUCCAAAUUUUUGGAAAAGAUUG
This is a messenger RNA of Halichondria panicea, 2051 nucleotides long. Its product is annotated as probable serine/threonine-protein kinase DDB_G0278535. Bases 158 to 1927 code for a protein of 589 amino acids. The transcript is spliced from 2 exons. The record is from RefSeq and is a predicted model, not a curated record. NCBI's taxonomy places the organism in Eukaryota, Metazoa, Porifera, Demospongiae, Suberitida, Halichondriidae. Gene Ontology annotation, molecular function: ATP binding; protein kinase activity. Gene Ontology annotation, biological process: protein phosphorylation; signal transduction. Gene Ontology annotation, cellular component: cytoplasm.